AUGAGAGCCACUGCAGCCGUCCUACUGGUCCACUGUCUCCUGGCCAUCAGUCAUGGUAAGUUAACCAUCAUCUGAAGCAUGCUUGCUCAACUUGGAAUUGAUGAAGUUUGCUCCAUAAUGUCAUCCUCCUUUUUCUUGCCGUCCUCUACUCAUAUGUCUUCGUCUCUAUAGCAUGGGACUGUCAGGAGGUACUAAACAUCAAUAAUCUGAUGCAGAUCGACGCAGGACUGGGACAAGUGGUUGCAACGGACACAAGUCAAAUCCCCUACUACCUGGUAGCUGAUAAAUGGAUCCGCCUGCCUGGUUCCCUGAAGCAUAUCACUAUAGGACCAGCAGGGAUCUGGGGUGUCAACAAGGGAGACUCAAUCUACAAGUAUGUGGCCGGUAACUGGGUGCAAGCUGCAGGUAAGUAGAGAGCAUUGCUCAAUAUUUAUCCAGAGGACACCUACUUUCAGUGGUGGAAAAAGUACUCAAUUGUCAUACUUGAGUAAAAGUAAAGAUACCUUAAUAGAAAAUGACUCAAGUAAAAGUGAAGGUUACCCAAUAUAAUACUACUUGAGCAAAAGUCUAAAAGUAUUUGGUUUUAAAUAUACGUAAGUAUCAAAAGUAAAUGGAAUUGCUAAAAUGUACUUAAGUAUCAAAAGUAAAAGUAAAAGUAUAAACCAUUUCAAAGUCCUUAUAUUAAGCAAACCAGACGGCACAAUUUUCAUGUUUUUUAUUUGUAUUGACGGAUAGCCAGGGGCACACUCCAACACUCAGACAAUUUUUCAAAGGAAGCAUUUUUGUUUAGUGAGUCCGCCAGAUCAGAGGCAGUAGGGAUGACCAGGGAUGUUCUCUUGAUAAGCGUGUGAAUUGGACAAUUUUCCUGACAAAAUGUAACAAGUACUUUUGGGUUUCAGGGAAAAUGUAUGGAAUAAAAAGUACAUUAUUUUCUUUAGUGAAGUAAUAGUAAAAGUUUGCCAAAAUAUAAAUAGUAAAGUAUAGUACAGAUACCCCAAAAAACUACUGAAGUACUUUACACCACUGCCUGAUUCAUUGUUUUCUUGUCUGUCUUUGUGGUUUUCAGGCCUUCUGAAGCAGGUGGAUGCUGGGGGUAACCAGUUUAUUGUGGGGGCCAACAUGGACGAUACUCCGUACUGUCUGACAAGUAGUGCCACAGUUGGCUACAAGGGUCCAGGUUCACCCCUUCCAUGGACAGGAUUGCCAGGAGCUGUGAAGUACUACAGUUGUGGACCCUUUGGGUGCUGGGCAGUCAACAACAAUGAUGAUAUCUUCUUAAUGAGUGUAAGAUCUGGGAAAAAGUGUGAGAACUAGAGUAGAGUAGUAGAGUAUGGGGAGUUAUUCUAAAACUGUUUAAUAUUAUAACUGUAGAAAUGGUCCUAAAACCCUGAUUGUAUCUGUUUGUUUCCAGCUGAAUCAAGACUGCCAAAACAAGGGGUGGAGUCACAUUGACGGCAAGCUUUCCAUGAUUGAGGUGGCAACUGAUGGUAGUGUCUUUGGGGUCAACUCUUUGGGUGAUGUUUAUACCAGGUAAGGUUGAUACUUAACUAUAUGUAUAGUGUCCCUCUUUUCCCCCUCAACAUUAUUAACUUAAAAAUGACUUGUAAUAAUAAUCAAAUCUAAACUUUUAUAAUAGACUUAUGAAGGAAUGUGAAGACAGUGUACUGUAAAAUAUGUAGAAGUUCGAUCUCCUUUAAAGCUACAGUUUGGGAUUUUAAAUGGCCAUCCUGCCACUUGUUUUAGUAAACAGAUGAGGGAUGGGACAGGAGAAAUGUAGCCACUCUCUAAUUCAUAGAUGGAUCAAUAGAUGUAAGGACAGACAGAUGAGAACAAAAUGAUUUUUCAUUUAAACAUGUUUUGUAAAGCUAUACAUUGUUUGUUUACAAUAGCAUUGUUUACAACCAAUUGAGUAAAAUCUUACAUAUUUUCUUCUGAUGCAGUUGUAUUAAGCUCAUGAGUCAUUUAUAAGUUAUAUUCUUAAACAAUCAAUGGCUAUAUACAAUUAAUAAAGUUUUUUUUAUUUUUAAUGGAUGAGCUUUAAACAUGUGAACCCCACCUCUUUCUUCAACACAGAGACGGCAUCACAGCCAGUAAAUAGGUUAAUAAGGUGACACCUAAGAAGGGAUACUGGUCUGUAGUUGUUGACAUCAGAGGGAUCGAGUGUUGGUUUUUUGAGAAGGGGUGCAACUCUCGCUCUCUUGAAGACGGAAGGAACAUAGCCAGCGGUCAAGGAUGAGUUGAUCAGCGAGGUGAGGUAAGGGAGAAGGUCACCGGAGAUGGUCUGGAGAAGAGAGGAGGGGAUAGGGUCAAGCGGGCAGGUUGUUGGGCGGCCGGCCGUCACAAGUCGCAAGAUUUUAUCUGGAGAGAGAGGGGAGAAAGAAGUCAAAGCAUAGGGUAGGGCAGUGUGAGCAGGACCAGCAGUGUCAUUUGACUUAACAAACGAGGAUCGGAUGUCGUCAACCUUCUUUUCAAAAUGGUUGACGAAGUCAUCCACAGAGAGGGAGGAGGGGGGGAGGGGGAGGAGGAUUCAGCAGGGAGGAGAAGGUGGCAAAGAGCUUCCUAGGGUUAGAGGCAGAUGCUUGGAAUUUAGAGUGGUAGAAAGUGGCCUUAGCAGCAGAAACAGAUGAAGAAAAUGUAGAGAGGAGGGAGUGAAAAGAUGCCAGGUCUGCAGGGAAUCUAGUUUUCCUCCAUUUCCUCUCGGCUGCCCGGAGCCCUGUUCUGUGAGCUCGCAAUGAGUCAUCAAGCCACAGAGCUGGAGGGGAGGACCGAGCCGGCCGGGAGGAUAGGGGACAUAGAGAGUCAAAGGAUGCAGAAAGGGAGGAGAGGAGGGUUGAGGAGGCAGAAUCAGGAGAUUGGAGGGAGAAGGAUUGAGCAGAGGGAAGAGAUGAUAGGAUGGAAGAGGAGAGAGUAGCGGGAGAGAGAGAGCAAGGUUGCGACGGCGCAUUACCAUCUGAGUAGGGGCAGAGUGAGUAGUGUUGGAGGAGAGCGAGAGAGAAAAGGAUACAAAGUAGUGGUCGGAGACAUGGAGGGGAGUUGCAGUGAGAUUAGUAGAAGAACAGCAAGCCAUUAUCAGUCUUAUGUAGUAAUGGGCACACACCAUCUAGGACCCUCAAACUCACCUCUGGACCUCGUAGGGUCAGAGUUUAAUACCCCUGAUCUAGGAUUUAUAACUGUAAUAUAUCCAUUUGGCAUGACAGGUUGACGUUUAUUGGGAUGAAUCUUGUCCCGGAGGCAGAGUGGUUUCCGCUGGAUGGGCCAGCUGCAAAGUCAAAAUUGGCUACUAUUGUAAAAAUUCAUAAAAAAAUAAAUAUGCUUUUUGGUCUUAAGGUUAGGGUUAGGCAUAAGGUUAGUGUGGUUAAGGUUAGGAUUAGGUUUAGAUGUUAUGACUUUGUGGCUGUGCCAGCUAGUGACCACCCUGCAGAGCUGCCUCCAGUACAAGAGCCAUCCCAAUAAAUGCCAACCUGUGUUGAUGAGACAGUGAUUCCACUAAAUCAGGGGUGUCAAACUCAUUCCAUGGAUGGGCCAGUGUCUGCUGGAUUUUGGAUUUUCCUUUCAAUUAAGCCCUAGACAACCAGGUGAGGGGAGUUCCUUACUAAUUAGUGACCUUAAUUCAUCAAUCAAGUACAAGGGAGGAGUGAAAACCAGCAGACACUCUGCCCUCCCUGGGAUGAGUUUGACAUGUGCACUAAAUGAUCAUGCCAAGCUGCAUGCUGAAAUCGUAGUGAAAACCAACAGAAGAGACAGGAAGGUUUGAUAAUGCAGGAAAGUGAAGUUCUCUGUCGAGUCCCAAACAACUGGAUGUUCUGGUUUUCAGGGGAAAUAGAAAGAGCCUGUGAUGAGACUGUUGUUUUUGGAGGUUAAUAAGGUGACACCUAACAUAGCAGGUGUAAAUGAAAUGCCUGAAACUACUAUCGAUACCCUACAUCAAGGGUGUCAAACUCAUUCCACAGUGGGCAGUGUGUCUGCGGAUGUUUGCUCCUCCCUUGUACUUGAUUAAUGAAUUAAGGUCACUAAUAAGAAACCCCCCUCACCUGGUUAUGUAGGUCUUAACUGAAAGUUAAAACCAAAAAACCCACAGACACUCGGCCGUCCAUGGAAUGAGUUUGACACCCUUAAUGUAGGGGAUCUAUACUGCCCUACCAAGCAAUACGCAGAAACCGCUCAUAGAGUGAAACUGAGAAGAAUUACUUCAAAGUUGUUUUAUUGUUCAGCCAAGUGAAUUGUAGGCAGAUCAUCACAAUUGGCCCAGCGUUGUCCAGGUUUGGCCGGUGUAGGCCGUCAUUGUAAAUAAGAAUUUGUUCUUAACUGACUUGCCUUGUUUAAUAAAGGUAAAUAAAAAAAAUUGGAGAUGUGGUUAUGUUGUCUUACUAUGAGGUAAUUUUUUAUUCAUAUUGACCCUGACCUCUGACAUGACCUUUGAUCCUACACGGCAGUUACUGCCUUCUUGCUUGGUACACCCACUGGAAUACGUUUCCAUGACGACUUUAAAAAAAUACAAACUUGUGUUAGUAUAUUUCUUUGUGAAUGUCAGUGUCAUAUAGUUUGAUAUUUGUAUCAGCAAAGAACAAUAAAUAAUACCAAGGUUUACCGUAGUCACUGCAGCCCAAAGCUCUGUGAAACCAAGGUAAACGGCAGUAACUGACGUGAGUGAUGCCAAUUACUGCCUUUUUCCUUGGUUUCACUUGAACUUUUUUGGAGUUACUGCAAACAUGACCCCCCAUUUUCUCCAUAACACAAGAGGCAUGAUAUUUGUCCACAUGAUAAAGCAUGUAUUUAAUGUAUAAAAAAUGCAGUGGUGUAAAGUACUUAAGUAAAAAUACUUUUAAGUACUACUUAAGUAGUUUUGAGGUAACUGUACUUUACUUCACUAUUUAUAUUUGACAACUUUUUACUUUUACUCCACUACAUUCCUGAAGAAAAUAAUGUACUUUUUACUCCAUAGAUUUUACCUGACACCUAAAAGUACUCGUUACAUUUAGAAUGCUCAAGCAGGACAGAAUUAUGGCACCCAUCAAUAUAACGCUUUGUCAUCCCUACGGCCUCUGACCUCUUAAAACCAGAUACUUUUACUCAAGUAGUAUUGUACUGGGUAACUUUUACAUGAGUCCAUUUCUGUUAAGGUAUCUUUACUUUUACUCAAGUAUGACAAUUGAGUACUUUUUCCACUGCUGAAAAAAAUCAUUUUUUACCAAAUGUAACUGUUAAAAUUGUCCUAAAAGCCUAAUUGAAUGUAUGUUUGUUUUCAGUAUAAUAGCUUCAGGCUGCUACUGUCACGUUCGUUGAGUAAAUGGUCGGACCAAGGUGCAGCAUGGUACACAUACAUGUUUAAUUUAUUAAAUAAACACUUGACAAAAUAACAAACGCAACUGACCGUGAAGUUCUAAACGCUACCAGCAACAAACAGAAACAAGAUCCCACAACAUAGGUAGGCAAAAUGGCUGCCUAAGUAUGAUCCCCAAUCAGAGACAACGAUCGACAGCUGCCUCUGAUUGGGUACCACACCCGGCCAACAUAGAAAUACAUAAACUAGAAUCUAUCCCAAUCACACCCUGACCUAACCAAACAGAGAAUACAGGUGAUCUCUAAGGUCAGGGCGUGACAGCUACGUUAGGUUACCGUGUAUGAGAGAUAGCAUGGUGUUGUCUGUAACAUUCAUUCUCAUUCCUUGAUUCACACCAUGUCAUCAAUAGAGCCUCCAAGAGGAUAUUAUCAUGGUGUGAAGACUUGGGCACUGUCAUGUUGCUCACAAUGCACAUUGGUUUAGCUAUUUUUCAGUGAAUGCAAUCCUUGUCAUAGCUCAUCAUCUCUCAUAUUACAUCAGGAUUUUCCAUAUAUUAAGCAUUGAGUUUGAAACACAUUUUGUGUUAUUCAACUAUGGAGAUUAUUUUCUCCAAGGCAACGCUGCAAAACUCCAGUAAUUUCCGGUUUUGCAAUUUGAAACCCUCUGGUUACUGUUCCGCCUCUCUAACGUCAAGGCUACCUCCACCCCUAAUAUUCCCCAGGUAUUUGUUUUGUUGAUUACAAAAAGACUUACGGUAUAUGUACUAUGCACUUCCUCAUGAAAUAGUUAGACUUUUACUGGCAGGUGAUUCAAUGUGUCAUUUCAAUGUUGUGACAUUUGUUUGAACUUUAUGGUGAAACUGUUCCUUACAGUUGGUGUGACUAUUCAAGAUGUUUUAUACCCUUAUAAGGAGGGAGGGACAAAAUACUGAGAAACAAGGAUGGAAAGGGAGAAAAAUAUACUUUUGUAUAUAUAAUGAAUGUGGAAUUCCCUUUAAAUUACUGGAUUUGGCUAUUUCAGUGUAUAAAAUCGAGCACACAGCCAUGCAAUCCACAUAGACAAACAUUGGCAGUAGAAUGGCAUUACUGAACAAGCAACCGCACACAAGCCUAAGAUCAUCAUGCGCAAUGCCAAGCGUCACCUGGAGUGGUGUUAAGCUCGCCGCCAUUGGACUCUAGAGCAUUGGAAACACAUUCUCUGGAUUGAUGAAUCACGCUUUACCAUCUGGCAGUCUGACUGACGAAUCUGGGUUUGGCGGAUGCCAGGAGAACAUUACCUGCCCGAAUGCAUAGUGCCAACUGUAAAGUUUGGUGGAGGAGGAAUAAUGGUCUGGGGCUGUUUCUCCUGGUUUGGGCUAGGCCCCUUAGUUCCAGUGAAGAGAAAUCUUAACGCUACGGCAUACAAUGACAUUCUAGACGAUUCUGUGCUUCCAACUUUGUGGAAACAGUUUGGGGAAGGCCUCAUCCUGUUUCAGCAUGACAAUGCCCCAGUGCACAAAGCGAUUUCCAUACAGAAAUGGUUUGUCGAGAUCGGUGUGGAAGAACUUGACUGGCCUGCACAGAGCCCUGACCUCAACCCCAUUGAACACCUUUGAGAUUAAUUGGAAUGCCGACUGCAAGCCAGGCCUAUUCGCCCAAUAUCAGUGCCCGACCUCACUAAUGCUCUUGUGGCUGAGUGUAAGCAAGUCCCUGCAGCAAUGUUCCAACAUCUAGUGGAAAGCGUUCCCAGAAGAGUGGAGGCUGUUAUAGCAGCAAAGGUGGGACCAACUCUAUAUUAAUGCCCAUGAUUUUGGAAUGAUAUGUUCGACGAUCAUGUGUCCACAUACUUUUGGUCAUGUAGUGUAAGUGUUUAAAGAAUAUAACAAAUUAAACAAAAAAUUACUAUGUUAUAAAUAUGAAAAUAAAGUUGUCCUCCAAGAAGGGGGUUGGUAGCGGUAUACAUUUACAUUUACGUCAUUUAGCAGAUGCUCUUAUCCAGAGCGACUUACAGUUAGUGAGUGCAUACAUUAUUAUUAUUAUUAUUUUAUUUUUUUCAUACUGGACCCCCGUGGGAAUCGAACCCACAACCCUGGCGUUGCAAACACCAUGCUCUACCAACUGAGCUACAUCCCUGUAAAAUGUGUUACACUUAGUCUGGUACAGUGUAAACAUUAUAUGGGUCCUCCUAUAACACUUUGGUGCUUAGGAACCUUAUCAAACAGCUCUACAAAUAUGCCACCUGCCAAGUACAGUAGGUGAGAGAGAUAAGGUUUUUGAGAGAAAUACGCUUUUUGAGAGAAAUAAGCGUUUUGUGCGUAUGGAACAUUUCUGGGAUAUUUUAUUUCAGCUCAAAGAACACGGGACCAACACUUUACACGUUGCAUUUAUAUUUUUGCUCAGUAUAUAUUAUUAUUGUGUGUCUGUGUGUGGGAGAGGGUGGGGUUAUGUCCCCCUCCCGUUAACUUUUCCUUGGAACAAGUUGUUUGUCAAAUAUAAAUAGCUCAUUAAUAAUUAUUUUAUGGGGGUUGAUAGCUUUUUGCAGGGCUAUAUAAGGGGGAAAAGUCUGUGUUCAACCAAACUGCAAACAAACUUAUACUGUAGAUCUACAGAGACAUCAUGAGAGCCACUGCAGCCGUCCUACUGGUCCUCUGUCUCCUGGCCAUCAGUCAUGGUAAGUUACCAUCAUCUGAAAAACUAUUUUAAAGUCAACUCUACACUAAACUUGAAAUUCAUCAUCCUUUUUGCUGGUGUCCUCUACUCAUGUGUCUUUGAUCUGGUGUCUCCAUAGCAUGGGACUGUCAGACUGUAGUGGAUAUAUAUAAUCUGAUGCAGAUCGACGCAGGACUGGGACAAGUGGUUGCAACGAACACAAAUCAAAUCCCCUACUACCUGGUAGGUGAUAAAUGGAUCCGCCUGCCUGGUUCCCUGAAGCAUAUCACUGUAGGACCAGCAGGGAUCUGGGGUGUCAACAGCGGAAACAUAAUCUACAAGUAUGUGGCCGGUAACUGGGAGCAAUAUGCAAGUAAGUGGAGAGCAUUACUCAAUUAUGAAUCCAGAGGACACCUGCUUCUUAGCUUUCCUGAUACCAUCAGUGUAAAUUAUUCAUGUUCAACAUUAUGUCAUUGUACUGUAAGUCAUUUGGCAGUACUCACAUAUGCAUAAUCCUUGUUUGCUUGUCUGUCUCUGUCUUUGUGGUCUUCAGUCAAUGUGAAGCAGGUGGAUGCUGGGGGUGAUGAGUUUAUUGUUGGGGCCAACAUGGACAAUACUCCAUUCUGUGUGAAAAGUAGUGCCAUAGUUGGCAUCAUGGGACAAGACCCACACUAUCAUGGGACAAGAUUGCCAGGAAGUGUGAAGUACCUCAGUUGUGGACCCUUUGGGUGCUGGGCAGUCAACAACAAUGAUGAAAUCUUCUUAAUGAGUGUAAGAUCUGGGACAGAGUGUGAGAGCUGGAGUAGAGUGGUAGAGUAUAGAGAGUGUCAGUUAUUUUAAAACUGUUUCAUAUAAUAACUGUUGAAAUUGUCCUAAAACCCUCUGUUUGUUUUCAGAAUGUGAACAAAGACACUUGUCAAAACAAGGGGUGGAGUCACAUUGACGGCAAGCUUUCCAUGAUUGAGGUGGCAACUGAUGGUAGUGUCUUUGGGGUCAACUCUGAUGGCCAAGUUUAUACCAGGUAAAGUUGAUACUUACAUUUGUGUAUGGUUCCACCUUUCCCCCCCUCAACAUUAGUAACUUUAAAAUGACUUGUAAUAAGAACUUAUAAUAAUAAUGAUAUAACUUUAUGAAUAACUCUGACCCUUACUGUACAUGCUUUGUGAAGCGAUUUAUACCCAAAUUAAAACAGACGCAUAAAUCAAAUCUGUAAAAUAUAAUCAGAUCUAAACUUAUAAGACUUAUAAAGAAAUGUGUGAACAGUUUAUGGUACAUUUUGAAAAGGUUGGAUAUCCUUUAAAGCUACCUGUUUGGGAUUCAAAAAAACAACUACAUGGUCACCCCACCGCUUGUUUUGGUAAACAACUGAGAUGUGUAGCUAGAGAAAUGUAACCACUCUUAAAUUCAUAGAUGGUUCUAUGGAUGCAAGGACAGAUCAUCCAUGAGAAAAAAAAAACAUACAUUGUUCAUUGAAAUAACAUUGUUUACAAACAAUUGAGUAAAGCUUAUAUUUUGGCUUCUGAUGUGAUUGUAUUAAGCUCAAGAGUCCUACAUUAUAUUGUUCAAUAAUCAAUAGCUAUAUACAAUUAAUAAAGUCUGAAGAUGUAUGUACUUUUUAAAAAAAUGAUACGAUUUAAAUGCGAACCUCACCUCUUUAUUCAACAUAGAGACGGCAUCACAGCCAGUAAACCAGAGGGCACUGGAUGGAGCAUUGUCCCAAUGUACAUGCCAAUGACGCACGUGACCUAUGACCUGGGCCGUCUUUGGGUCGUCUCCAAGUCUGGCUUCACCAUGGUGUGCAAACGUUAG
Coregonus sp. 'balchen' is the source of this 9717-nucleotide messenger RNA. The record is from the annotation of a GenBank genome assembly. NCBI's taxonomy places the organism in Eukaryota, Metazoa, Chordata, Actinopteri, Salmoniformes, Salmonidae.